Ostrea edulis (European flat oyster) is the source of this 1110-nucleotide messenger RNA. RefSeq names its product fibrinogen-like protein 1. Lineage: Eukaryota; Metazoa; Mollusca; Bivalvia; Ostreida; Ostreidae. The transcript has 2 exons. The record is from RefSeq and is a predicted model, not a curated record. Bases 46 to 420 code for a protein of 124 amino acids.
AAAUACCUGUACAAUAUUCUACGUCAAGGAAAUUACGAGCUUAGAAUGGAUAUGAGAGACUUUGAAGGAAAUUCAACAUUUGUACAAUAUAAGAGCGUUAGUAUCGGCGACAGAAGAUCUGAAUAUAGAAUGAAUAUAUCUGGAUACUCUGGAAAUACAGGAGAUUGCUUAACCGCGGUAAACACAAUCCACGAUAUGAUGUUCUCAACAUGGGAUCAGGAUAAUGAUCAUCAUCACGGAAACUAUGCUGUACUAUAUAAAGGCGGAUGGCGGUACAACCAAUGUCAUGCUUCUAAUCCAAAUGGACUGUAUCUUCAAGGAAAAAUUUUUCAGUUUGCACAGGGGAUAACUUGUAGUGCAUGGAGAGGUCAAUAUUACUCGCUCAAAGGAAUCGAAAUCAUGGUCAGGAGAAGGAAAUGACGUUAACAAAGUGGGGAAAGGUUAACUAAAAACCCUUUUUUGCAUUUUUAAACAUUAAGAAACCUUAAAUUUUGCAUAUCAAAGUUUUUAAGUUUCCCCUACAGGCAUAGUUGCUGACUGAAAAACAAGAAAUAUUUUUUAAAGAUAUAUCCACUUACCCCGUGUGACAAUAUUGAAUUUGAUAAACUGUAUCUUCAGACUGUAUGAAGUCAUAUUGUAAAAUAUGGAGUAUCUACGUGUCAGCGCCAACCAUGGUAAUACCUUUGAUCGCUUGAGAUACUGAAAAGACAUUUCCAAAUAAACAGUCAUUGGAGUCAUAACCUUUGAUCUUAUGCCUUGAAAACCAACCUUGUGUCCAGAGGAGUUUGACCAUUAAUCUUGUGGCCUCAAAAUCAUUAGGAUUUAUCCACUCCUUAGGAUGUACCAAUGCACCAAGUUUGUUGUUUGUAAAGCCAAGGGUUCCCAAAUUAUUAAACGUACAAUAUGUAAAACUUAUACGGUACCAAUUUUGAUGCACCAGAUGCGCAUUUCGACAAAUAAUGUCUCUUCAGUGAUCCUCAACCGAAAUGUUUGAAAUCCGAAAUAACUAUGAAGUUUUAGAGCUAAAUAUAGCCAAAACCAGCGUGCCAAAAAAGUGGAGCCAAAUUCGUCCAAGGAUAAGAGCUAUGCAUGAGGGAGAUAAUCCUUAAU